UCAACAGUCCAUCUGUAUAGUUCCAUGGUUGUACUCCCCAAGAUAUAAAGUUUCUAAGUCACACAUACAAAGGAUUGUUCCAAGUUGGAUGCUGGAUCAAUCCCCAGCAAUUUUUCUAAAUUCUGGCACCCAUAUCAUUUUCUAGCCAAAUGGAGCUCUCCACUUACGACUUUGGUCACUUGCAGAACCUGUCGUCUACGUUGCUUAAUUCGUCCACCAACUGUUUGAUAAAAUUCUUGAAUGAACGCCCAGAACCCUUUUCAAAGUCAUCGUCUUUGCUUAUUGCAUCAGCCAAGAAGAACUCUCAAGUCCCUUCUUCACAAGGUAUCCAAAAGUCGACCCAGAAGCACUUGUCCCAUAUAUUAAGGUCAGAAGCUGCCAUUGAAGCAAUUGAGAGAAAAGCCAACUCCGCCACUGUCAAGCAUAACCGCUUUUCGCCAAAACUGGUUUUGGAAGCUUUGGACAAUGCCAUCCGACAUAAACGCUGGGAGUCUGCUCUCAAGAUAUUUGAUCUUCUUCGUAAUCAACAUUGGUAUGAGCCGAGAUGCCAAACGUACACAAAGCUAUUGAUUAUGCUAGGCAAGUGCAGGCAGCCCAAAGAAGCUGGCUUGCUUUUUGAGGUGAUGUUGCAGGAUGGGCUCAAACCCACCGUUGACGUUUAUACUGCACUUGUUAGUGCUUAUGGUUACUCUGGCCUCCUUGACAAGGCAUUAGAAAUCAUUGAUGAUAUGAAGUUGAUACUUGACUGCAAACCUGAUGUAUAUACCUACUCAAUCUUUAUCAAUUGUUGCACUAAGCUUCGCCGUUUUGAUAUGAUUAAGCAUGUUCUGGCUGACAUGUCAUAUUUGGGAAUUGAAUGCAGCACUGUCACAUACAAUACAAUAAUCGAUGGAUAUGGGAAGGCUGAAUUGUUUGAAUCGAUGGAGAGUAUGUUGACAGAUAUGCUUGAAAAUGGCACUUGCCUUCCUGAUGUUUUCACGUUUAAUUCAAUUAUUGGCGCUUAUGGGAAUUCAGGGAUGAUUGUAGAAAUGGAGAAAUGGUUUGAUGAAUUUCAACUGAUGGGGAUAAAACCGAGCGUGAUGACAUUUAAUAUCCUAAUCAAGUCAUAUGGGAAAGCGCGCAUGUAUGACAAAAUGGGGUCAGUUAUGGAAUAUAUGAGCAAAAGGUUCAUUCCCCCAACUACUGUUACUUUCAACAUAGUCAUUGAAACGUUCAAAAGGGCUGGAAAUGUCGAGAGAAUGGAGGAGUUUUUCCUGAAAAUGAAGCAUCUAGGAAUGAAGCCUAAUGCGGUUACCUAUUGUUCUCUUGCUGGUGAUGUGAAAAGAAUGAAUGAAAUGUUCUCAUCAAUGAAGGAUAGAGAUUGUGAACCAGAUAACAUUACACUUGCUACCAUGAUCCAUGCCUACAAAGCCAUGGGAAUGGUGGAAGCUGCUCAGACUUUGGAGAAUAAGAUCAUUAUGGACGAACAUGGUCCAGGAACAAGACUGAUUGAGGGCUAGUAUGGUUGAUAGUAAUGUGGAUGAGAUGCUGUCAAACAAACAACACUUCCAUUUGAACUAUGAUCUACAAGUCUUUUGACUUCCUUUCGGGCAUCGGUAGGUGGUCAGAAUUACUAACGUCGCAAUUUAUCAGCAUUAGUUUGUAUUGUGACCUUAGCAAUACUGGUCACCAAUUGCGCUAUAGAAACCAAAGAAGUUCAUGACUGCCUCACAUGUUAAAUUGGAAUCAAAUACACAAUUUAACAUGUUAGCUCUCAACUCAUAGUGGUGUAAUCAUCCUUUCGCAGGUAUCAAGAUAGUUUUUUGAUAUAGAGACAGUCUUUCUAUCUCUGGAGACAGAUGAAAGGUUUACAUGCAAAUUAAAACACAUACAAUAAAAGAUGCAUUUUGUAUGUGUUAUUAAAACUGCAACUAAC
Molecule: messenger RNA, 1915 nt
Organism: Cynara cardunculus var. scolymus (artichoke)
Lineage: Eukaryota; Viridiplantae; Streptophyta; Magnoliopsida; Asterales; Asteraceae
Product: pentatricopeptide repeat-containing protein At3g53170
Exons: 4
Coding region: 150-1499 (449 amino acids)
Molecular function (GO): mRNA binding; protein binding
Source: RefSeq, a predicted model, not a curated record